AUGGACCGCUCGAACCCCGAGCCCGUCUUCGCCUUCAUCUUCGGCUCGUUCGCGUUGGUCCUCUUCAUGGCGUGGUUCCAUCGCUCUCGAAGAGCGCUCUUCCCUGCCACCGGGUCGCCACAGGCUCCUCGUCCCGAGCCGGAAGCCGCGCCCUCCUUCGUCCGGACGUGGGGCGGAGGGCAGAACGGGGACAUGUGCCGUGAGCAGAAGCCGCCUGAGUUCCUGGAGGAGGCACGAGCAACCCAGACGUCGUCGUUGCCGUUCAACUUUGGAGUGGCGGUCGAGUAG
Messenger RNA from Epithele typhae, 288 nucleotides. RefSeq lists its product as uncharacterized. NCBI's taxonomy places the organism in Eukaryota, Fungi, Basidiomycota, Agaricomycetes, Polyporales, Epitheliaceae. The coding region runs from base 1 to 288 and encodes 95 amino acids. The record is from RefSeq and is a predicted model, not a curated record. The transcript is spliced from 2 exons.